AAUCUCCUCCCAGCUUACACAACAUUCACAGCCACUGAGCUCCAUGAGCACCUCGUGAGCUGCUGAACACUGAUCAAACACACACACACACAUUCCUUCAGUCUGCUGUGAUGGAGCUGGUGACCCGCGCCGUCGGCUCUCUCGCUCUGAGCCUCAUCGAGGCCUUACAGUCUUUCACCGAGCUGUUCCUCACACAGCCGCGGUGCGCAGAGCUCUCUCAUCUGAGCGAGAGCGACCUCAGGACACUCGGAGAUGAUCGAGUGUUUAAGGCCAGAGAACUGUGGGAGAGUUCAGGAGCCGUUAUCAUGGCUGUGAGGAGACCGGGAUGAUUCAUGUGCAGAGAGGAGGCGUCUGAUCUCUCCUCUCUGAAGCCUCUGUUAGACGAGCGAGGAGUCGCUCUGAUCGCGGUGGUCAAGGAGAACAUCGGCUCAGAGAUUCAGGACUUCAGAGCUUACUUUAAUGGAGAGAUCUUCCUCGAUCAGCAGAGAGCGUUCUACGGGCCGCUGAAGCGCUGGAUGGCUGUCUCUGGGAUCCUGCGGCCCGGAGUCUGGACGAGCGGAUGGAGGGCGUACCAGAGAGGAUUCUGGGGAAACGUGCGGGGCGAAGGCUUCCUGCUGGGGGCGGUUUAUGUCAUCGGACCGGGUCCACAGGGAAUCCUGCUGGAACACAGAGAGAUGGAGUUCGGAGACAAAGUCAAGAAGUCUGACGUGAUUCAGGCUGUUGAACAGAUAAAAACUGACACUAAAAAAGCCUAAAAUAUCACACGCUUACUGAAAACCCCUUCAGCUAGAAUGUGUUUUAUUCUAAAGUACUCCAUUAUAUAUAUGCAUGCAUGUGUGUGUGUGUGUGUGUAGUUGAUGACAGACUGACUCUAAACUCAGAUGAAGGAUCAGUCUCGAUGUUUCAUGCUCUACAUACACACACAGAAACCUAUAAAAUACACCAAUAAAACACACACUAUAAUCGAUCAAA
Molecule: messenger RNA, 972 nt
Organism: Carassius carassius (crucian carp)
Lineage: Eukaryota; Metazoa; Chordata; Actinopteri; Cypriniformes; Cyprinidae
Gene: selenou1b
Product: selenoprotein U1b
Exons: 5
Source: RefSeq, a predicted model, not a curated record